AUGACAGGUCACUUUUGUAAUCUUAGAAACCAAGUGGAUGACAUUUUCCUGCGAGUAUCAUCAGACAGCAACAGGAAACGGCCUUCGCUAUCUGUUGAAGACAAAAGUUAUCCUACUAAUUCAUUUCUUCUUUUUGCCAAUGUGUUAGCUUUUUGGUUGUUCUUGGUGGCAAGCUCUUAUUUUCUCUUGAGCAAAAGUGUUUAUACUUUUGGAGGUUGUAGAGAAAGGCAUGCAAAGAAAGUUUCUUCAUCUGACUGUCCUAUAUCAAAAGUAAGCAUAGAGAAUGAUGCACAUGCUGCAAAUGAUAUGCUUAGCUGUUCUGAGAGCGCAGGGUGUUCUCAUAGAAAUUCUUACAGUAACAGCUAUACUGAGCUAUGCUCCAAUGCUUAUUUUGAUAUUUCAGAUUUGGACAAAACAAGUUACAUGAAUUCUUUACUCAGUCUUGAAGAUGAUGACUCUGAGUGGCUCUCUGAUUCAAUGCCUUGUGGAAGUUCAUCUGAGGACCCUUCAACUCCUCUUAGCUACAAGUGUGAUGCUUAUUAUGAGAUUUCGGUCUUUGAGCAAGGAAAUUACUUGCAUUCUUUACUCAAUCUUGAUGAUGAAGAUUCUGAAUGGUUCUCAGAUUCGAAGUCUUUUGGAAGUUCAUCAGAGGAACCUUCAGCUACUCGUAGCUACGAUAGUGAUGCAUACUAUGAGAUUUCAGAUUUUGACGAAGCAAGUUACUUGCAUUCUUUACUUUGUCUUGAAGAUGAAGAUUCUGAGUGGCUGUCAGAUUCGAAGUAUUUUGAAUGUUCAUCUGAGAAUCCUUCAACUCCUCUUAGCUACACGAUUGAUUUAGCUUCUGAGAUUUCAGAUGUGGACAAAGCAAGGUACUUUCCUUUCUUCCUUAAUUUUGAAGAUGGUGACGUUGAGUGGCUCCCAGAUUUAAAGCCUUAUGCAUGCUCAUUUGAGAACCUUUCAACUCCUCUGGGUUACAAGAGCAACUCUCUCUCUGAGAUUUCAGAUUUGGACAAUGUACGUAACAUAGAUUCUUUACUCAAUCUUGAAGGCGAAGAAUCCCAGUGGCUCUCUGAUUCCAAAUCUUUUGAAUGUUCAUCUGAGAAUCCUUCAACUCCUCUUACAUUCAAGAGUAAAAUUUCAGAUUUGGAUAAAGCUUGUUACUUGCAUUCCUUACUAAGUCUUGAGGAUGAUGACUCUGAGUGGCUCUUAGAUUCAAAGCCAUAUGCAUGUUCAUCUGAGAACCUUUCAAAGCCUCUCAGCUACAGGAGUAAUGUUAUCUCUGACAUUUCAGAUUUGGACAAAGCAACUUACAUGCAUUCUUUACUCAAUCUUGAAGAUGAAGACUCUGAGUGGCUCUCAGAUUCAAAGUCUUUUGGAUGUUCAUCUGAAAACCCUUCAACUCCUCUUAGCUACAAGUUUGAUGAUGUUUCUGAUAUUUCAGAUUUGGACAAAGAAUGUUACUUGCAAAACUUUGACCAACUCUUAGCUAGUAAAUCUUACUAUGGAUGUUCCUCUGAGAAUUCAACUCCUCUUAGCUCCAAGUGUGAUUCUUACAAUGAGAUUUCUGAUUUGAACAAAGCAAGUUACUUGCAUUCCUUUCUCAUUCUUGAAGAUGAAGACUCUGAGUCGUUCUCAGAUUCGAUUGGUUUGGACAUUGUGGUUCCUCCUUCAGUCUCUCCUGCUUCUCUCGUGGGAGAAAACUUUGACAACUCAAAAUAUAAUAUUUCAAUGGAGAAUCUAUUUGAAACUGCAGGUGUGAAAGAAGAAUUCAGUGCUGAGGAACCAUUGUUUUGGCCAUUGGAAGGGAAACUCAAUUGGAAAUCUGAGGAACCUUGGAGUUCAUUUUGUAGCUCCCCGAGGGGAAGGUUUGCAUUGAAGUCUAGACCAACCACUUCAAAGAUAAAUGAGAGUAAUAAACAAAAAGGUGAUGAGGCUCUAUGGAGUGUAAACUGUGAAAUUUCAAGGUCAUGCAUGUGGUCUAAAAGUUCAGUAAAGAUAGUACCUCUAGAGUGUGAGGAUAUCAAAUCAGCCAAGGACUUUCUUCUGGGAAAGGAUUAUUUUGAUUUGGGUCAAGAGCUUCCCAUUGAGACAUUGGUGGGGCUGAAGGAAUUUGAUGGACAUGAGGGUCUUGAUUCAGAAUUCAAUGAUGUUUUUAUGUUGGACGGAAAACAACUCCAAUAA
This is a messenger RNA of Sphenostylis stenocarpa, 2181 nucleotides long. NCBI's taxonomy places the organism in Eukaryota, Viridiplantae, Streptophyta, Magnoliopsida, Fabales, Fabaceae. The record is from the annotation of a GenBank genome assembly.